This is a messenger RNA of Clupea harengus (Atlantic herring), 1700 nucleotides long. RefSeq names its product solute carrier family 25 member 53-like. Gene Ontology annotation, cellular component: mitochondrion. The record is from RefSeq and is a predicted model, not a curated record. Gene Ontology annotation, molecular function: NAD transmembrane transporter activity. NCBI's taxonomy places the organism in Eukaryota, Metazoa, Chordata, Actinopteri, Clupeiformes, Clupeidae.
GCGCAGUGAGUAACGGAAAGCUUACAAUUGGUCUUUGUUGGAUGUGUCGCUCGCCACAAUCAGUGUUGGCUAUUUUCAUGAAGUGAUUUUAGAGGACCACAAUCAAUAUGUCCGAUAUGUUUGGAAUUAGAGUUGGAAAUUAGUGACUAUAAUUAAUUGACAGUCCAAGCCUGCAUGGUGCACCCUUCCAUUCAAAGACCCGGCAAGCAGGGUGGUUUAUAUUCUGAAUUGAUUGUGCAUACCCAUCCCCUCCCUAUCAGGAGUGCAUCGUCAUCUGUCAUAAAAGUCUGAGAUGGGGCAGGAUCCUACUGUGAAUGCUGGGGAUGAUGCGACCGAGACGAAUCCCGCGGCGCGUUUCCGUAGUUACCUGCACGGCGGUACAUCCAGCCUUGUGUCCACGCUGACAACCAUUGCUACAUUCCCGCUAUACAAGACGGUGUUUCGCCAACAGCUGCACAGCACGCUUGUACGGGAGGCCGUGGCGCAACUUUAUGGGGAGGGGUUCAGGAAGCUCUACCGCGGCGUGGCUCCCCCACUAUUAGUACGGACACUCCAAGGCACAUUGUUAUUCGGUGUUCAGGACACCCUGCAGCGUCGUUCCUCCCACCUGGUCGCGGGGCGCCUCCCUAGGCCACUACUCCAUGCAGCAGCAGGUGUUGGAACCGGCGUGGUGGAGGCUCUGGUGUUCACACCCUUUGAACGCGUGCAGAAUGUGCUCCAGAACGGCAGAAACGACCACCGCCUUCCAACUCAGUGGAGCGUCCUGGUUCGUUUGAGCGCUGAGCCUCUUGCCCGCGGGUUCUACCGAGCCCUGCUGCCCAUCAUUGCCCGCAACGCGCUGGGUAGCGGCAUUUACUUUGGUUUGAAAAACCCAGUCAGAGAUGCCCUGGACCAGCAAGGUCUCUCCCCUACAGCCUCCUCGUUUACCUCGGGCGCAGUCAACUCCUUGGUGAUCAGCCUGCCACUGUACCCACUCUCAGUGUUGGUGGCCAACAUGCAGGCAGGCGUGGGAGAGGAGGAGACCAGGGGCGGGGUGAGGGCAUGUGCCCGCAGGCUUUGGGCGGCUCGUGAGCGAAGCGUGGCACUGCUGUACCGCGGCGGCUCGCUGGUCAUCCUGCGCUCCUGUGUCACCUGGGGCAUCACCACGGCCAUCUACGACCGGCUGGAGAGAGGCUCUUCCACCUGAGGCGAAAGCACACCUGUGGAUGAGAUUGGGGUGGUGCAGCCCAAAGCAAACCUCCCAUACAGCAGCCCUUACCGGAAACACCUCAGGCUAGGCCAGGGUUGCAGCUCCACCUGUGACAACUGCUAUCUGAGCUCUUUUGUUUUUCACUUUUCCUCUUUCUCUUCUCCUGUGCAUCAGUGAGACACAGAGGGGGAUGAUAGUUAUAUGGUGCUUAAACAGAGCUCUGCUCUUCUUUUCCAACACGGACCUCUCAUCUUUGAAAAAGUGACCUGUGUUAAUAUAUAAUAUCUCUGUUGUUAUACCUUGGUACUAACUGUAUGAGUAUGUUCAUACAUAUUUGUCGUCACUGUUAUACUGUUCAAAUGAACGUGCUGUACUGUAACUUACCACCUGAAGUUACAGAAUUGGAGUAGUGUGGGAAGUGAAAAUAAGACAUUUCUUAUUUGAUUUACUAAUUUAUACAUCUCCUUUCUGAAGUGCACCUUAAGCUUAUUUAUACAUCUCCUUUCUGAAG